This is a messenger RNA of Athalia rosae (coleseed sawfly), 9534 nucleotides long. RefSeq names its product nipped-B-like protein (gene Nipped-B). Gene Ontology annotation, biological process: establishment of protein localization to chromatin; establishment of mitotic sister chromatid cohesion; regulation of gene expression. Gene Ontology annotation, cellular component: Scc2-Scc4 cohesin loading complex. Lineage: Eukaryota; Metazoa; Arthropoda; Insecta; Hymenoptera; Athaliidae. Gene Ontology annotation, molecular function: chromatin binding. The record is from RefSeq and is a predicted model, not a curated record. Bases 729 to 7352 code for a protein of 2207 amino acids. The transcript has 4 exons.
CUACGCCACUUCCGCCAACUCGCUGGUGAGCAAAAUGGACGCCUUUGUGUCUAUUUUCUUCGUGAUUGUACCGUAAAUACAGUUUUAAUUACAAAUAAUCAAACCUUGAGAUCUGAAUGGGUAUAAAGUGUUUCGUGAAUUGAAGGUAAACUAACCGAUGGAAUCGAUGGAACUUGCGAAUUGAGAAGGAACAAUAUCUUGACCCGAUUUUUAUAUACCUUUAAAAACUAUACGAUUAUAUCCCGCCAAAACGAAAUUGGAACGGCGCAUCACAGCGUAUAAAUAAUACCUCGGAAUCGCUUGAAAUAUUCCUGUGAUCUGUCAGACAGCCACUUCUUCCCAACUUGGUAUUGGCUUAUGUACGUUAGCUUAUCAGAAUUCCAUCAUUUUUACCAGGUGGAAAAGCGGUGGCGUCAACCAUGGAUCGACUGUUGCAGGACCCUAGAGCUUCUUCUAAAUUUGGCUGAAAUCAAAUGGUAACGAAAUGGGAACUUGAGAUUUCUCUGAGUUCCCAAAGUUUCAUCGGAGGGUUUAAGAAGACUCGGAGGUGUUUUUAUUAUGUGAGAGUGUUUAAUCGAAGCUACGGAAGCAGAUAUAAAGUAUCACGAGGACAUACAUAAACACGAAAACGGAAAUCAAAAAGUGGGUAGUUUUAUAAUUGGACUGUGAGGUGAGCUGCAGGGGGGUCAUAAAAAUUGAAUUCGGGCCAUUUACUCGUUAAGGCUGUAAUGCCAGAACAAAUUAUAGCCAAAAUGAAUGGGGUUAUACCGAGUGUACCGAUUACUACCCUUGCGGGCAUUGCGAGUCUUACUGACUUGUUGCCAGAGAUGCCUUUGCCUACACCGCUUCCGCAGACUCUGAACAACAAAUCGCUAUUGUUUCAUCCUAGAGUGGCUCAGGAGGCUCAAAUACUGCUCAGUGCAAGAGACGAGAAUCUAGUGCCUCAGUUAAUUCUCUCUCUCUCCCAAACCUCAUCUGACCACAUAGAGCUCAAGGAUCAUUACGCAAAUACGGAGCAGCUCGUUGAUGCCCAACAAAAUACACCCGAACUACUGAAAGCUAUCCUACAAAUAAAUCCUCACGUCUUCAAAGGGCCACAAUAUAACUCUCCCCGCAACUGGAACACCCAGAACACUUCACUGAUGCAUCCCAACCAAUCGCCUGCAAGUUAUGGACAGUUCUCACCAUCCUACUCAAGCCCUUCAGGUUCCCGUCACACUCCUCAAGGCAGCCCUGCGCAUCCGGCUGCAGCGAGGAUAGUUUUGCCUCCGCCAGGUGCUUUGGCUCAACCACAGCAUCCCCGGAUGCCAAUAGCUCCUCAAAACCAUGCAGAUCUUUCUCAAAUGUCACCAUUUGCCGUUCCCUCGCCUUCUCCAAGAGCGACUGUGAUCACAGAGCAGACGAGAACCUCCUCUAUGACGCCGCAACAUAUGCAGGAAGACGUAAAUUGCAUAAAUCCAAUGUCGCAAAUGAACCCACAGCCAAAUAUUUAUUCCCCAGCACACCUCAGCUCUCCUAAUAGUGCAAUCUCAUCUUUGGGCAAUGUGACACCCCAACACCAUGUCGGUAAUCUCACACCCCAGCACAAUAUUCACAUGACUUCUCCAAUGCACGCUGGGAUCCCUACCAAUCAUCAAAGCACCAAUCUGCACCAAGGUGUUUUUGAUCCUGUUAACCAGCAACUACUCCGUCCUUUGGAGACCCAUCACAUGGAGAAUAUCGGGAAUAGCGUCCAGGAAAACCAACAAUUUUUAUUGGAUCCUGUAACUGGACUUCCAGACAUAGAUUUGCCCAUAUCCCAAGUAGAUGAUAGGCGGAACAUGGGGCAAAUGCCUGUGCAAGAUAUAAUGCGAAGCCUCCAGCAAAGCAGCCCUAUGCGCCAAAAUAUGUUGACAAGUGAUAUUGGCGAGGCACACAAUUCACCUCAUAGAAUGCAGACCCUGCAGAAUAAUAACUUUGCCAAGUUAGAAGGUGAGCAGGUAAAACCUCCGGCAGCUAUGUUGAUGGAGAAAAUGAAGGAACCGAUCGUGAUGCUUAAUAGAUUAUCUUUGGCAGAUCAAGCACUUAUGCAAAAGAGUUUGAGCGCUUUUGCAGAAAAAUCACCAAAUCUAGCAGCAAAAAUGGGGAUCCUUGGGAGUAACAAUGAGGUGAAAAGCGACUCUGAAAGUGACUCUGAUAUAGGAAGCAACAACAAACAUUUUAAGGCUAGAGCUAAAGAACGGCAAGUUCAGAAGGAUAAAGAGCGAGCAGAGAGAAAAAAGGGAGAUGACAAAAUGAGACGACGUAGGAGGAUAAUUGAUGAGGAUGAGGACUACAAGGAGGAAGAGGAUUCACCGACUAAACCCAAGAUAAGAAAAAUUGAAAGGAAGCUGGUUCCAGUUCUGCACAAACUCAGCGUUGAAGAACUCAUGGAAACUAACACUUACCAGAGAUUUAAUAGGACCAUUGAUACGAUAUUUGAGAACACGGAAGAUUUUGCCACAGCUCCAGAUAUUGACGAUGACGGAGAUGUCUCGCCGGAAAUGUUGAUAUCCAAAUACCAAUUGCAUGAUCUCUGCAGCGAGGCUGCCAAGCUCAAAACUCUGGGUGCCAUGGAAUCCAUACCAACCGACAGACUUGUCAGGCUGCUCAAUAUAUUGGAAAAGAAUAUAAGGGAUGGCGCAAGAGUUUCACCAUUAACUGACCCUGAUGACGAUGUUGAUGAAAGUCGUCUAUGGAUGGAACUUGCUAUGGAAAGAGUCCAAAGAGCAGUCGAUGCAUCGCUUACAUCCCUUUACAUUAUGACUUCACCAAAUAUGCCCAAGCAUGUAUAUCUCGAAGAUGUGAUCGACAGGAUUGUAUUAUUCAUGAAGUUCCAGUUGCAGAAUACGAUUUACCCUUCUUUUGACCCUGUCUAUAAAAUAGACUCAAAGAAUAAGGCCGACCACUUUAAUGCUAGUGGUAGAAAGAAGAGAGCUCACACUAAAGAGGUAAGGGAAAAAAGUAUCCUCCAAGUUUACAACAAGAUGCACGCCCUGGUAGGUCUGCUUGCCGAAUUACUGAAUAUUCAAGUUUUAACGGAUACCAGUGUUUUGCACGCUUCAACGCUUGGUGUUGCUCCAUUUUUUGUCGAAUCGGUCAGUGAAUUACAGCUCAGUGCAUUGAAACUUGUCACAGUUAUUUUUACUAAAUACGAAAAGCACAGGAGGCUUCUACUUGACGAUAUACUCGCUUCGAUAGCACGGCUUCCGAGCAGCAAACGGAGCCUCAGGACCUACAGACUGAACUCCGAAGAUCAUAUCCAGAUGCUAACGGCUCUGGUUCUCCAGCUUAUACAGUGCGUUGUUGUCUUACCCGAUAGUUUGGCACCCCGUGAUAAACAGAGCAAGGAAGAUGAGGAUAGGGUAAUGCCAAAUGAUGAUAAGGAACAAUCCAAAAAGUCGCAUAUAGUGGAUGCAGAUGUCCUCAUAAUAAAUAAAUACGAAACAGCAACUAGAACCGCUGGCAAUUUUCUCACAGUUUUUUUAAACAAGUGUGGUAGCAAAGGUGAAGAAAUCGAUUACAGGCCAUUGUUUGAGAAUUUUGUACAAGAUCUUCUGGCGACGGUAAACAAACCAGAGUGGCCGGCGGCAGAACUGCUUUUAAGUCUCCUUGGGAACCUUCUUGUCAGUCAUUUUUCAAACAAGGGAUCGGACAUGUCACUUCGGGUUGCCUCCAUUGAUUACCUUGGCGUUGUAGCUGCCAGGUUGCGUAGGGAUGCAGUCAACUCGCAAUGCAAACUUUCGACUAUUGAUCAGAUAAUAAAAGACAUCAAGACUGAACAGCAGAAGGACAGUGAGUAUGACAUUGGAAAGGAUAAGGAACUUAUCGGAAUGACGGAGGAUGAGGAAAGGACAAUAUUUCUUCAGAGGGUAUUGUUAGACUACUUAGCAGUUAAUGGAACCAGUGGCGAUGCUCUUGGAUAUGCACGACAUUUCUACUUAGCCCAGUGGUACAGAGAUACCGCAGUUGAAAAAUCAAGAGUUGGACAGUCAAAAAAUACACCAACGAAAAAAAUGCACAAGAAAAAAUCUAGGAAAAAGAACAAGCAUCACACAAGUGACGAGGAAAGCGAAUCAGAUCAUGAAAGAGAUGCUGAUGAGAAUGACAACAACGAACAAAAGAAUUCAGAAUCUUAUCGACUUAUCGAACUGAAGAAGAAACUGAUUUUGAAUAAAAUUAGACCAUUCAGUCAGAGUGGAGUGAAAAGCGAUAUACUGCAGACUUAUAUCGACUAUAAUUCUGCAGAAUUAAUAUCCCAGUACCUUGCAUCUAAAAGACCAUUCUCACAGAGUUUCGAUCGAUACCUCAAGCAAAUUCUGCAUGUACUUACAGAAUCAUCUAUCGCUAUUCGAACAAAAGCAAUGAAGUGUUUGACAAUGAUCGUUGAGGCAGAUUCCAGUGUUUUAGCAAGAGUCGACAUGCAGUUAGGAGUUAAACACUCUUUUCUCGAUCUUUCCACAUCCGUUCGAGAAGCAGCUGUAGAUCUUGUGGGAAAAUUCGUACUCAGUAGACCAGAACUGAUCGACAAAUAUUACGAUAUGCUGUCUGCUAGGAUUUUGGACACAGGAGUCAGCGUUCGUAAAAGAGUUAUAAAAAUACUGAAAGACAUAUGCAUGGAGUGUCCCAGCUUCCCAAAGAUACCUGAAAUAUGUGUGAAGAUGAUAAGGAGGGUUAAUGACGAGGAGGGAAUUAGAAAACUGGUGAUGGAAGUCUUUCAAAACAUGUGGUUUACACCUGUCAAAGACAGACCUAUGUUGGACACUGUAGCACUACUCAGGAAAGUUAUGAAUAUCACGGAUGUUGUUACGGCCAGCAAAGAUAUGGGGCUUGAGUGGUUCGAACAGCUCCUGGUGAGCCUCUUCAAACCAAAAGAAGAUAAAGAUGACAGCACGAAGACAUUAACAGAGCCUCCAAAAGCGUUGCUGACCGCUUGUAAACAAAUUGUCGAUUGCUUGAUAGAAAAUGUUCUCAGACUUGAAGAGACCAGUUUAGAUGAUGCCGAGAAACCAGAAAAGAAAGGGGCGUCUCAGAGACUCGUUGCUUGCUUGACAACUCUUUAUUUAUUUGCCAAAAUAAGACCACAGCUAUUAGUCAACCAUGCCAUAACAUUGCAACCGUAUUUGAGUUUGAAAUGUCAAACACAGGGCGACUAUCAAAUAAUAAGCAGCGUUGCCCAUACUCUAGAGCUCGUUGUUCCACUCAUGGAACAUCCAAGCGAAACUUUCCUGGCACAGUUAGAAGAGGAUUCCGUUAAACUGAUUUUGCAACACGACAAAUCAGUUGUCGCUAGCUGCCUGUCUUGUCUUGGAUCCAUUGUUAACAACGUUACGAGAAACUUCAAACUGAUACGUGACUGCUUCAAAAAAUAUUAUGGGCAUUUAACAGAAUAUAAAGCAUUCUAUGAAAAGAAUCCAGCCAAUCCGAUACUUCUCAAAAACAGACCCUUCUUCAGACGUGCUCUUUUCACAGUUGGACUCCUACUGAGGCACUUCAAUUUUACGGACAAGGAGGUGAUCGAGGGGCUUCCAGAGAACAUAAAAGAUCAGGUCUUCGACACGCUGAGCUAUUUUGUGCACCAGGAUAACGACGAUAUAAGAAAUUUUACGUUAUCAGCAAUAGGUUCACUGUGUAUAAGGCACUAUGAAUUCAUGAUGACUCCUGAAUUGAAAGAGUUGUAUCACUAUUUGUUGACUUCUGAGAAUGCAGCCAUAAACAUGCGGACGCAGGUAUUGACAAAUAUCGAGAUUUACCUGCAAGAGGAGGAGAAACGUAUGAUAAAGCAGGAUCAGGAAUGGGCGAAACUGUCUAAGCAAGAAAAUCUUAAGGAAAUGGGCGACGUGUCAUCAGGAAUGGCAAGUACUGUUAUCCAGCUGUAUCUUAAAGAAAUACUUGAGUCUUUUCUGCACAUCAACGUCUCCGUCAGACACGCAGCACUGAGAGUUAUACAGCUCAUCCUAGCGCAGGGUCUCGUACAUCCUGUGCAGAUUGUUCCUUAUUUAAUUUGCAUGAGUACAGAUUGCGAGAAGAUCGUUAGCCACAGUGCUGACAAGCAGCUACAAGAUAUAGAGAAAAAGUAUCCGGGAUUUAUCAACAUGAAAUCACAACCUGGUAUAAAAUUGAGUUACAGAUUACAGAAAAUCCUUCAAAGCGAUAAUUGCGUGAGGGGGAUGAGGAUAAAGGAUGGCGAGUUCCCAGCGGCACUAAAUGGUUUUCUCUAUACAAUACUUAGGAAUACUAAGCAACAGAGGCGGGCGUUAGUUCUAUCAUUUCUGAAGCAAUUUGAUGAGAGUGCAAAAACUAGCCUGUCACAGAUGCUGUACCUGGCUGACAAUCUAUCCUAUUUUACUUAUCAGGUCCAGGACGAGCCUCUUUUCAUAAUCCAUCAUAUCGAUAUAAUUAUUUCAAUGUCUGGUACCAAUCUUCUUCAGUCAUUCAAAGAAGCACUCCUCCCAAAAGCUGGGACGAUACAAGAGCCUCAGCCAGUUGCUCCUGAUUCUGUGCAAUAUGGAGCUGAUGGUCAGCCAUUACCACCUCCGGUUCCGCCAAGCAUAGAAGAUGAGGAAGAUGAUGAAGAGGACGAAGAAACGAUAAUGGCCAGGUUACCUGAAGAUACGAUGUUGCUAAGAGAAUAUUUAACGGCUAGCCAAGGGUUUCUGUUACUUCUGACGCUGAGGCAACAUUUGAAAGACUUGUACGGUUUUACCGACGCAAAAAUUGGUCAGUAUUCUCCGUCCGAAUCUGCCAAGGUUUAUGAAAAGGCUGUCAACAGAAAGAGUAAUCUCCAUUUCCGGCCUAAAGCCACGUUACAAAGGCUCAAAAAUGGUGACGACGACCUAACUAACGAACUAGAUGAAGGGGGUAAGAAGAAAAUGAUCAAAGAGUACCUGGAUUUCAAACAAAUGAUGCUCAAGUUCGAUCCGGAGGAACCUGAAGAGGAAGGAAACAGCGUAAAUGAUGGAAGUCAGAAGUCAAACGUUGACCCAAUGGCGGGACGACAUCCAGGAACAGAGGCGAAUUCUACACCAACACAUUCGACGAAUAAGCAGCUACCGCAAUACCAACAUCCACAGCAGAUUCCAAUGCCAAUAGAGCCCUCGAUGAACUCGAUUCAUUCGAAUCCUGUGACACCGAUAGGUGUGGGAGCUGGAACUGCCCCACCUCGAGUACCAAAAUUAACGAUACACCCCCAAGGAGGAGAUAGUAAGGAGCACAGAAAGCACCGAACUCAUAAAACGGAGAAAGUUAAAAAGCACAAGAAAAAAAAGAGGAGAAGAAUUUCAGAUAGCAGCGAUAGUGCAGAGGACUAUAGUGAUCCUGAUUUUCUAGUAUGAUGAGACAAGUGUAAAUAAUUGCUAACUAACUUACGGGAUACUAAAAAAACACAAAACAAUCUCUUGUUUCUCACCUUUAAAAAAGAUGAAUAAAAAUAACAAAAUAAUAAUAAUAAUAUUAAAUCUUUGUCAAUAUUGCGGGAGUUGUUGUUGUUGUUUGUUCUUCCUUUUUUUUUUACUUUGUUUUACAUUUUAUAUCCGUCAUCCUUUUUUCAUAUUCUUUCUAUGUGUCCUUUGGUUCUUUCAUAACACAAGACGUUCUUUAGAAAGUAUGUUUUUUACCAAUAGUAAAAAAUCCGAUUAUCCGUAUUCGUGGUGUGCAAUGAUGAGACGCAAAGUGCUACGUGUAUUUGAAAAAUCCCGAAAACUUCCCAUAGACUUGCUAACGUAUAUACAUAAGACAAUAUGCCCAACCAACCAUCGAACAAUUCUCAACAUCUCCUCGUCCUGAUUAUCAUUAUUACUAUUAUUGUCUGUUUCAAUUAUUAUAGUAUACAUUUAUAUGCAUAUACGAUGAAAGACAAUUUUCCGUUUUUUUUUUCUUCUGAUGUUGAGAUCAAAUUUCUCCAUCCCUACUUUAUUGAUUAUGAAUAUAUAUACAUAUACAUUAUGUAUGUGUAUAUAUAAUUAUUACCGCUUACUUUAUGUCCCACUCCUGAUGAAUAUUAUUACUAUCACAAUUACCAAUAUCAUUAUUGUUAUUAUUAUUACUAUUAUUAUCACCAUUAUUGUCUAUAAUAUUACACAUGUGUACAUCUGUACAAUAUUCCAUGCUUAUAACACAGUGGUUGAAGAUUUGACUCGGAUGGAAUAUGCUUACCAUUUUAAACAAAAUUCAUUUCGGUAUUUUUUUUCGUAUUUAUUUUAUAUCAUUCAACUCAUGUACCAAAAUACCGUAGAUCCGCGGCUACCUCGAAUCAUCAUUGGUUUAUUUAUACAAUCAUUAUUUUUUGUGGAUUUUUUGUUUUUAUUCUCUUCAAAUCAUAGCAAUAAUUAUUUUAUUUUCUUUUUUUUGUACGUUUUUAGUUUUUGAAUUGGAGUUUUCGAAUUUAUUGGAGGAAACAAAAAAAAAUAAGAAACCGAGACAAAUUUGUUUUCUCCGAUAUCCAAAGUACAAUAGAUUCGUUCACAAUAUAUUAUACAAAUUGAUUACAAUAAUAUUUUAUAUGUAAAUAAGUAUUAAUUAUAAAAAACAAACUCAAUAAAUGGAUGAAAAAAAAAAUUUCAAAAACAGAUAACACUUAUGGAUACAAAGAAGCAAGUAGUGAGAUUGAACGUUUCAGCGAGAAUAAAGUGCAAGACACAAACAUGAAUAAAUUAAUUAAUCAAUAAAUGAAUAGGAAUAUCAACUGACGUAAUGAUUAUUAAUGUUGGAAUUAUUAUAAUCAUUAUGUGUUCUGUUAUUUUUUUUUUUUAUCUACGAAGAGCCACUCGGCUGACUGAAAUAUAAGAGUGAAAAUUAAAGAAAAAAAAUAAAAAUGAUGAAUUAUAGUAAAGACAAAUACAGGACAAAUAUUUCGAAAAUAUUGUUCAGGUUCUAAAAUAUACAUGAAAAAAAAUUAAAAAGCGACAAAAGAUUAAUUUUAUCCAAAAUCGGGAACGAUUACGUUGAUGUACAAAGUGGUUUUGGAAUGUUGCUGCGGGAGUAUGAAAAGAUUAAGAAAAAAUGAAAAAAAAAAACCAACAGACGAGCAUACGUAUGAAAUAAUUUGCAAGUAUUCGACAAAAAUUGACAUUAAAAAGUUAUUCUGGCGCAUUUUGUCAUAAGAUUUAUCUCCGCAGUUUUUUAUUUUCUCUUUUUAUUGAAUAAAAAUCAAUGAAUUAAUAAAAACUAUCACCGUGAAUCAUAUUAUACGCGGGUAGUUUUGUAGACCAAGAAUAAAACAGACAAAGGGCGACACAGUUUUGAAAAUAAUUUUAAAACAAAUUAAUAGUAAGAAUAAUAAUAAUAAUAAUAGGAACAAAAACGGUUGGUGAACAUUAUCAAAUGUACAUACUAUUAUACUAUACAUACAUAAUGACAAGCAUGUAAUAAUGAUAAUAAUCAUGAUAAUAGUAAUAGUAAUAUGUUGGUAAUAAAAAUAAUAGUGAAGAUAAUGAUAAUAGUAAUAAAUACACCACGCAAACAGACUGCGUACUCUAGAAUCAUAAGAAAAAAAAAGAAAUGAAAAAGAAAGAUUAA